This is a messenger RNA of Oncorhynchus kisutch (coho salmon), 2950 nucleotides long. It is a transcript of the gene proser3, whose product is annotated as proline and serine rich 3. NCBI's taxonomy places the organism in Eukaryota, Metazoa, Chordata, Actinopteri, Salmoniformes, Salmonidae. The transcript has 14 exons. The coding region runs from base 377 to 2389 and encodes 670 amino acids. The record is from RefSeq and is a predicted model, not a curated record.
CGAUCGUUGACGAUAAUGAUGUUCUCGGUAAAGAUAAACUCAAGAUUAUUGAAUCUGUCAAAUUGGUGAAUAAAAAGUUAUCCUGCGAGGAAUGUACCAUUUACAAAAGAAUAACUAAUUGUCUAGACUAUGUAUAUGAUUUUACUAAUCUAACUAUUUUAUUUCGCCGUUUGGUUGCCCGGUAACUGACAAAAGCCCAAACCGGAUGAAAACCCGGAAGGCGCACUAUGUUUUCCUUUCAUUGAAUCAACCCACCCAGGCAGUGAUCAAAUCGAGAUGCUCAAGUAACAUUUACAUGGAAACUAAGAGUUGUCUACAUGUGGGCUAUAACACUUCGUUGCCCAGUGUGUGAGUUGGUGCCGGUGGUACUGUCAACAUGAAAGCCAGUGGUGCUGCUCUGUUCACAAGGAAGAAUCCCUUCCCGCCAGACCCACCUCUGGGAAAAACCCAUUACAACCCUUCACGCACCAAGAAGCUUCCAAAGCAACAGAGAAAAACCCUGUCCAGCCCUCUUCUCCAGACACACUCACUGAGCCCAGAGGACCAGUGCUUCCUUGGGGCAGCCAACCACUUUGUCCUCUGUUCUCCUCCUGCCACAGAGGCCCAGCCUAGUUUCUUAGAGUCCUGGCCCUCCACUGACCUUGGGUCCUCCCCGGCAUCCCCGAACACAGACGCACUGACACGGGACCCAACAUCGGGAAAGUCCCUGGUCUCCACUGGGGGAGGAGAGCAGGAAGAUUCAGUGUUGGCAAAGUACAUUGAACGCUUUCGCCACGGAAGGCCACAGAGUCGAGAGGUGCGUCAGCAGAUGUCGGCAAUGGUGGGAGAGGGCCAGCAGCCUUUCUGGUGGCUGUCCUCCUCCCCUCUACCCUCCAGUUCUACACCCACUCAAACCACUGACAUAGGCCUUUCCCUUAGAAAAGACUCAGCCACCACCCUCAGUCCAGUUGGGCAGUUUCGGGAUGGCACCACCCUCUCCCCAUGCAGGGGACUCCUUGAUCUUAGUGCCAUGGGCCUGUCAGACUCUUCUCACGGUGACCUUGGAGACUCCGAGAUACUGCAUCUGCAGGAGAAGGCCAGUAGACUCCUUCACAAAAGUGAGCACUCACUCAGUAGUGGAUCUAUUCCCAUCAGCUCUGAGGGCCUGGGCUGCUCCAAUUUUUCCUCCCCUGUGAGCAUAGAUGAGCCAGUCCGAAGGCCUAUAGUUACCAGUCUUAUCGACUCAACCACUGUUGUGGGGAACCUAAGCUCAGCAGACCUCUAUGCUGGAACCGUGCCCAAACCGUCUGUGGUUGGUCCCCCGGACCCCCGCACACGCCCAGAGGAGGAUAUCCUGUUUCAGUGGCGUCUGAGGAGAAAGAUGGAGCAGGCCAGUCAGUGGGUUCAGUCAAACCCACAGCAGGGUUACACCCUUCAUCAGCACUCUGUGAGCUGUCAGGCUCACAAGGUACAGCGGAAUCCUCUCCCUGCCUAUUCCUCUCAUAGAGUUGCCCCCUCCCUCCCCAUCACCAGCCCCACCGUCUCUAAGUUGCAGCCGGAUGCCCCUGUCCGUCCCCACAUGCACCUCCUCUGUGACAUCCUUUCUUGUACCGCUCAGCCCCACUCCCCUCCACCCAGCCACCAGAGGAGCCCAAAGAGGAGUGAGGUCUCUGGGUCCGACCGGACCGUCAGGCACCCCAAAGCCCAGUUCAGCUCCACAGACACCUCCACUGAGGAGCCCACUAGUAAACAUGAGUCCUCUCCACCACUGCCCGCCUUGUCUGUGACCACAGAGGAAGAGUGGGCAGUUCAACAGAGGAGAACCGAGAGGACAAAAAAGGAGACACUACAGAAGGAGAGGAGUGAGAAGCGGACAGGGCCGUCCUGCAGAAAGAAGAAAUUAGCCAGGUGUCACGUUGGUGACAGGGACCAUGCUGAGAGGCCCAGCUAUGCAGAUUGGAGUGUGAGCCAACACUACACCAGAGGUAAAGACCGGGUCAUCCCAUGGAGGGAGGAGCCCAGCAGAGACUGGGGGCAACAGGAAAGGGGGCCGGGGGUAGUGAGAGAGGGCUGCCCUGGAGAUCGUGCUCCACCACCCUCUCCCAUACACAGCGCCCUGGGACAGGUAGUUUCAGAGGUACUGUUCCUGACCACGGACUCCCCGGACCCGCCCAGAACCCCUGUGUCCUCUGACUCUCCCAGAUAUGUGCCCCCGCAGUCCCCCGCCCCGCCUCUCAGUGUACAGCAUCCACGGGAGGUUGUAGCUCAGCUGCUUCAGGAGGCUGAAGAUUCAGACGAGCAGGAGUUUAAAGAUGACCCCUUACUGAAGGUCUUAAGGCAGCAGAGGAAGUGGGUGAAGGAGCAAAUCGGCGAGGUGGACUCGCUGUUGGAUGAAUUCCAGGAAGAGUGAGCACUGGUGGUGUGCACACAUGGAACAAAAACAACCAAUCAAUUCAACAGCAUUUUUAUUUUUGUACAAAAAUAUAUAGUGCAUUUAUUUUGAACUAAUUCUCUUCUUACAAUAAAUAGUUAGAAAAUAUACAACAACCUUACUGUUGGGUUUUGUGAACAUACUUGAUAAACAUUUACUCAUGACUUAGAGGGCAUUAGACACUCCACACAAUACAAAUCAACAUUUUCAAUGUUUUUAUAUCAUAUUUACAAUGAACGGUUCCAUAAAAACAUUUUAAGAUUGAGUUAAAUGGGAUUCUUUAGGAUGAGGGAUGCUUUUAAAUACGGAAUCUGUCCUGUUAAUAUGUACAAACCUCAGAGAGAGAGAGCAGGGAAUUUUAAUGGUGUGAUGGCGUAGUUAAUGGGUGUUUUGGUACAGGCAGGCACCAGUUCCUUGGUGAGUGUUUGAUAUGUCUGUUGGAGGAGAGUGCUUGUAUUUUUGUGUGUGCAUAGUUUACCAAGCUACCAAUUACUUCACACUGGAAGAAGUUAAGCUACAAUAAAGUUACCCUUAACUACA